GAUUAGAGGUUUCAAAAGGGCGGAGUCGUGAAAAUGUUAUUUCCACGAAGUAGAGAAAUAUUAGAAAUAGUCCAGACAUACAUUCAUUAUCUUGGAUUUGGGAAACGAUCCAUCCCAAUGUGGCAACAAGUUUUUGACUUAUGAUCACUUGUUUCCCCAAACCCAGUUUAUAAAAUAAUGCAAUAUUUUCGUAUCUCCUUUUAGACCAUGCAUUCUACUUUCGGAGUGCGGCAUCAUUAUUCGGUAGGAGGGGUUCGUGACAAGAUGGCGAUUCACAGGAAAAUUUGUUCAUUUCCUCUCCCAAGAUUGUCGGCUGUUUUCCUCAUUUUGGCACGUGCUCUUUGCGCUCAAAGUCAGACGACAGUUCCAAACGAAGAUAUUAAAUGCGACCCAGAGGAAAUCGAGGAAGAUGAAGUAUUGAAUCAACAUCGAUAUGAUAGCUUAAAUUUGUUGUUGUUUCUGUCGCUUCUGGUGUUGACAAUUUUGACGAUCUGGCUGUUUAAGGCCCAUCGAUUUCGGUUUAUUCAUGAGACAGGCCUAGCAAUGAUUUACGGUGCUGUGGUGGGCGCCAUAGUCUGGAACACAGCUGAAAUCAGCGGCCAGGUACCAUUACGCUUUGAAAGCAGCGCCCCGGAAUGUGAUGUCGUGAAAGCCAGCUCUAGCAUACAUGUGGCACUUCGGUAUCCUAGCAACGAUACCCUUACCUUCCUGUACAGCCGAAAGGGUAUCAUCAAGGAAACUAAUUAUUCUGUACCAUCUGCAUUCGUUGAAAAGGUGAACUUUGACCCGGAAGUGUUUUUCAACAUGUUACUGCCACCUAUCAUCUUCUACGCAGGCUACAGCCUCAAACGGCGUCACUUCUUCCGCAAUUUGGGCUCAAUUCUAACUUAUGCCAUGAUUGGAACCGCUAUCUCUUGUUUUGUAGUUGGAGGCAUCAUGUUUGGUCUGGUCUCCAAGGCAAUGGGACGGACAGAUUUCAGCCUCCAAGACUCGUUCCUCUUUGGUGCUUUGAUCUCGGCUACAGACCCGGUGACUGUUUUAGCAGUAUUUCAAGAUCUGAAAGUCGACGUGGACAUGUUUAUUCUGGUCUUUGGAGAAAGCGUUCUUAACGAUGCUGUGGCCAUCGUCCUCUCAAGGACAGUUCAGUCCUAUGAGAGCGACACCUUUGAAGCUGGUCCCAUCUUCAAGUCUCUGGGAAUCUUCAUUGGGGUCUUUGUGGGGUCGUUUGCCAUUGGAUCGGUCAUGGGAAUCAUAACAGCCUUGGUCACAAAAUUCACCCGGAUCCGUGACUUCCCUCUACUUGAGACUGGCAUCUUUUUCAUCAUCUCCUACAUGUCCUACCUGAUCGCAGAGGCUGCUCAACUAACUGGAAUCGUGGCGGUGCUGUUCUGUGGGAUCAUGCAGGCCCACUACACCUACAAUAACCUCUCAGAGGACUCCAAGAAGCGCACCAAGGAGGUGUCAGAGCUGACCCAGUUCCUGGCUGAGAGUUUCAUCUUUUCCUACAUGGGCAUCUCUAUGUUCAACCCAAGGAACCAGUACUGGGACGCUGGCUUCAUCUUCUCUGCUAUCUUUGCCAUCCUCGUGGGUCGAUGCGUCAAUAUUUAUCCGUUGUCCUUCUUGCUAAAUCUCGGUCGAAGGCAGAAGAUUCCGUGGAACGUCCAGCACAUGCUCAUGUUUUCAGGUUUAAGAGGGGCCAUAGCCUUCGCUCUAGCCAUCCGUAACACCGCCACGACGGCACGGCAACUGUCGCUAACGGCAACCCUCGUCAUCGUUCUGAGCACCGUGGUGCUGUGUGGAGGCAUGACAACGCAGAUGUUGACGUGGUUGAAAAUAAGGGUCGGGGUGUCGGACGAGGAUACGACCCAGCCCGGGAUGCAGGUCGUUGGGUCGCAGCAGACUGAGCAUGACGUAAGAUUAAGGAAGAGAUAUGAACAAGCCUGGAUUGUGAGACAGUGGUAUGAUGUAGACUACAAAUUUUUCAAACCUAUCUUCACAAGGAAAGGUGCAGAUCUGAAGGAGACUCUACCUACCUGCUGUUAUCCCAUUGCUAGAUGUCUCACUGUGAGGGAUGAGCACAUUGAUGAAGACAGCGACAGUGACUUGAUCCUGGAGGAUAAUAGCUCCUCUGCAGAGCAGCAUUCGACCUCCCAAACCGACCCAAACCAGACAGCCAAUCACACGGAAGAUGACACAGGAUUGGACGGUGACCUAGGCCUGGGAAACAUUCAGAUUAAAGGCCUGAGUCUACAACAGACACCCACUCAAGUAUAAAUUGGAAAUACUCACGCCAAACAAAUAGUAGUAUCUAUAGUGUAUUGUGCUUGUUAUUUUAUGUUUUUUUGUAUCAUGUUAUGUUUGCAGAUAUUCUUUAGGAAAACUUGUAUUGCCAAUUGAUUGAACUUGAUUAAUUUUGUUGUCAGAGAGGCUUGAUUCUUUGACUGGGAGACGUGGAGAGGCUUGAUGGUGGCAGAUAGAUGGGUCCUUUUCCACAGUUGUGCACUUGCUUGCCCACUCCCAGAACUGGCAACAGACCCAAUUUGUCUGCUGCCACUAAGUGUCUCAAAGUCUCCAUUAGUGUGUACACACAGACUAGUCUGGUUCCCUGCCCCAAAAUUCCCUGACGACCCUUGAUAAAGAAUUUUAGGUCAGGCAUCACCCACGGAUAUAAAUUGAUAUGAUGCAAGGGUUAGAGGUCACAAGUUGAAGCCCGGAUGUUUUUGAUUUCAUUCCCUUACUUGGUGGGUUCCAAGUCAGCUGAGUGUUCCCUUAUGAGGCGCACUUGAAAAAAUCUCAGAAAUUUCAAAAUCAUACAUCAACAUGUUUGAAAUUCUUCAAUCAGUUCUUGUACAGCAACAUUCCCUCCACGCACACACCAAUCAACAAGUAAGUUGUUUGUAACUUUGUUAAUAUAUACCAAUGCAUGAUUGUCGACGGUUUACGUUCAACAAGCCCACCUACCCGACAGGGAGUAACCGAACAUCAACGGUACAAUUCGGUACCGAACAUGCAGAAUGUAGACGGGACAACUUUGGAAUAUUUCGGCAAUCUCCGGAAAACUGGAGGAAUUCCUCCAGUCCUGGUCACAUGACAUCGGGUGAUAUCAGACCCUUGAUUCGUCGUCAGAAUCAUCGGGUCUGGUAUCCAGACUACACACAGACAUAAAGAAAUUAUCCAUACUUGUGAAGACAUGAUACUGUUGUCUAAAACCAAUCAUUUUAGAUCUGAUUAUGAGUCACUCAUUUUUAACCUCAUGCUAAGGUUCUUUUGUGCCGUCCUUCAAAUAUUUUGUGAAUCCACAAGCAAGCAGAGCUUUGCUCAGAUCCUUCGUGGUUUGAUAUUGCCAAAAGUCUUUGUAAAUGUGCAACACAUUUAUCAUAACAUAUCAUGGCCAAUGAAUCAUGUUUAUGUAACAUUGCCCUUAGGUGUGUUUGAUAAUAUCAUUGGUUGUGAUGUAAGCACUCGGCAGCAUUAAUGACAAGUUGUUUGUAACUGAACUGUAAUUCUCAGGUUUGGGUUUUGCUGGAAUGGAGAACAUCCAAGUGAAACCAAAGUAUUGUAUAAAGGCAGAAAAGAAGGAAACUUGACAAAAAAGCUUUAUUCUUUUUGUGAAUUUUUUAAGGAUUAAACCUGUUAUAUAUUUCAUUUUAGUUCUCGAAGUUAAUGACAUUUUUUAAGACUUUAGAAUUCGUACCUCCCUGUCCUUGAACCGUUUAUGUUUUUGUUCUUUUCCUGUGAAAUUCAUAGUUUUGCCUAUUUUGCUUUACUUGUUUAAUUACUUGCCUCUUACUUGUUCAAAAGCGAUUCAAUUUGACUUCUUAACUUGACUUGACAUGUUGGAUUUAGGGGAAGGUUUGUAUCACUAAAAACCUUUCCUAGGAGCAAAUUAAAAUUCAAAGUUUAAUUCACAGUUUGUCACCCCAUUUGCUAUUCUUUGAGUAUCAUUAUUUUAUCCCCCUGCACAGUGAUUUGUUAUUUAGUUGUCAUUCCAUUCACUGUUCCUCAAAGCCUGUACUUCAUCAUCUGCUCAGUCUGCAGAAAGGUCUCGCGGAAAUAAUGUACUGUAUGUAAAUAGAUUUGUGCAUACAUGGAGAUUGUGUCCAAAUGACUUGGCUGUGGCUUGAAAUUACAUAUGAGAUAUGGUAAUGGCUGUAGCCUCAUCCCAUAGAGUCGUGUAAAUUCAAGCCGCAUCCAACUAUAUGUGCUAUUAGCAUAUGUCUGGCUAUUUUCUAUUUAUCUGUUGACUAUGUAGCCAUGUAUCUCGGACAAAAUAAUGGCUUUCAGAUUAAAACUGAAUGAAGUGUGCUUGCCUUUUCAUUUGGUUUUAAGUUGAUAUAUGGCAGUGUAAUUACCCAAAAUGAUGAGAUGUGUGUACAUGUAUAUGACCUUGGGUUAUUUCUAGUCGCAAAUUAAAAGGAAAGAGGAAUUGGUAGACUAGUUUUUACUCUUCUGUAUGCACAAAAGAACUGAAAAAAGGAAAGUCUUCAACAACAGUCCUAAAAUCUCCCAAUCUUCGUAUGAUUUUACUUACACUUUAGGAGGUUAGUGUUAAUUAGUAAGUGGGUCUGCUCUAGCCUUCUGUUAUUGUGAACAUGGUGAAGGUCGUAAAGAUGGAGAUCCCUUCUCCAAUGGCUAUUCUGAUUGGCUGUCAGGGAUAUGCAUAUGAAUGAGAAAGAACUUAUACAGAUGGGAAAGGACACUGUUUUGACCAUAUGAUAUGUGUGCAUCUAGGUAUAAAAUGAAAUGAUGAAAGCAGCUGUGUACAAACAAACUGUCAAGGAACAGUUUAUGAAUUUCACUUCAAUGUUACAAACUCCACGGAGAGUUGACUUUUAGUUACUAUGGAUUAUAAUAUUAUAAUUAUUCAUAACUACCCAAGACAGAUAGCCAUUUCUAUUGGUUGAGAGCCCAUCAUAUGGUUAAUUGGUCUUAAACAGUUGAUAAAGCACUGGCUGCUUGUGCCUUGCCUUGUGCAGUAAGUGCCGCACGCACACAGGCGCCAUAUAAAGGAAUUAUUUACAAUUUCUCUUGCGAAGAACAUACCAUAACAUGGUCAGGGGGUGUUUUAAGAUACUGCAAUAAAAUUCCUUAACAACCUCGUUGGAAAUUUAUAAUUGUGACUCUAAAGGUCUUUAUGAUAAACAGUCAGGAAAAUGGAGGCAAUAUCCCUCAGCUUUACCGUCCUUGAGCAUUAUGAGUCUCCUUUGUCCUGAUAUAGUCUUAACUGAACAUUUUUAGACCAAACAAGCACCUAUACAGUUCCCAAAUUGAAUGGAUGGAAAAUACCGGAAUGGGAUGUGUAGUUGAUCUUUUCUGAAUCAUCACAGUGCUAAGCCAGAAGCCACAUUUUGCAACCAUUGUCUUUCUGAUGUUGGUAUGAUUUUGCUACUUUUAUUAUUAAAAAAAAAUUGAAAAUCAUGAAAAAAUGAUUACGGAAUGUUUUCAGAGCUCAGUACAUGUUACGUUGGGUUCCAAAGCUCACUUGUUAUAUCUAUCUAUGCAUUGCUAUGUAACGGUAGAAAAGGUGUCCUGAAGUGAUUAAUUGAGCUUAAUUAUAUGGUCAUCAUGUGACAGUUGUUAUACUAAUGUGACACGGUACUUUAUGUAAUUAAAUAUGCAUUGCUUAGUUGUUAACACAUUGUAUAUAUGAAAUGUGAAUAUUGCUAUUGUAAGACAUGGCAAAAAAAUAAAAUGUGUUUGUUUAUGCUAA
Molecule: messenger RNA, 5710 nt
Organism: Acanthaster planci (crown-of-thorns starfish)
Lineage: Eukaryota; Metazoa; Echinodermata; Asteroidea; Valvatida; Acanthasteridae
Product: sodium/hydrogen exchanger 9-like
Biological process (GO): sodium ion import across plasma membrane; proton transmembrane transport; regulation of intracellular pH
Cellular component (GO): plasma membrane; recycling endosome
Molecular function (GO): sodium:proton antiporter activity; potassium:proton antiporter activity
Source: RefSeq, a predicted model, not a curated record